Plectropomus leopardus (leopard coralgrouper) is the source of this 2621-nucleotide messenger RNA. RefSeq names its product OMA1 zinc metallopeptidase (gene oma1). Gene Ontology annotation, biological process: protein quality control for misfolded or incompletely synthesized proteins; mitochondrial protein processing. Gene Ontology annotation, molecular function: metalloendopeptidase activity. The record is from RefSeq and is a predicted model, not a curated record. Gene Ontology annotation, cellular component: mitochondrial inner membrane. Lineage: Eukaryota; Metazoa; Chordata; Actinopteri; Perciformes; Serranidae.
CGUUUCGCGUCGAAACGAAACCAAAUUUCUUUUAACUCGACGUGUUAAUGAGUUAGAAAACAAACUUUUGGGACAGAUGAAGACGUUUCAGUUUACGGCUGCUGGAAAACGGUGAUAAUCAAGGUUGCUUGUCACGAGCGUCCAUCGGUAGCGAUGACAUUGAGAGCUGCGGACAGUUAGACUGUCUGUUAUAACGUUAUUAAGGUUAAAAAAAUAAAUAAAGUAUCAUUAAUGUCCUGUAACAGUCAUUUCUACAUUAAAAUGAGGAAGUAUGAGUAGUUUAGGUAGCUGUCAGCUGUGUGAUUAAAGGAGUGAAUCAAGGAAACUGUCGAUCAGGAAGUGUUGCGCUGCCAGCAAGGACGAUGGUUUUACUUUAUUAUUUAAAGAGCAGUCGCUUCUGCUCUCUUACUUUACACCUGACACGAAACUUUCAGGUCUUCAAACAAGCUGGACACUCAGUGAAGAAGACAAACUCCUCAACGAUCAGCUGUCACAGGACAACUAACUCUGUUUACUACAGAGACCCUCAGACAGCUUCUCCUCUCUUAUUCUGCAGCAACGGGAGGACCACGUGUUUCCAAACUGGUCCAAAAACCAUUUCACCUCUGCACACUGGUCGUGUACUGGGACUCUGUGGACACCACUUCCACACCUCGGCCCCUGUGAGGGCCCUGCCUGCUCCUCUCAUAUGGAUGGUGCUCAAACCUCUGCAGAAGGUCGUGGCUGUAAUACUGGGCAGGAGUAUAAGGAAGUGGUGGGUUGCUUUACCGGACAACCGCAGGGAGCUCAUGCGCGAAUGGAUCCGGCAGCACCGAUGGCAUCUGGCAGCGGGGGCAGGCGUUGCCAUGGCGAUUAUAGCCCUGCUUCUUCUGACCCACCUGGAUGAGUCCCCGGUGACGGGACGGACCCGCCUCCUGGUGUUCAGCAGGGAGAACUACAUAGAGCUGGCAGCUGUGACUUCAGAGGCGUACAUGGAGGAGUUUGCAGAGCUGUUUGUUCCAGUCACUGACCCUCAGCACCAGGUGGUGGAGCGGGUGGUGCAGCACCUGGUACAGAGAAACAAGGACAUCCCUGAAGUGUCCGAUGUCUCGUGGACCGUCCAUGUGGUGCAAAGUCCCAACGUCAAUGCCUUUGUCCUGCCGAACGGGAAAGUGUUCAUUUUUACUGGGAUGCUGGAAGCUGUGGCAGAUGUUCACCAGCUCACCUUUAUCCUGGGACACGAGAUGGCUCAUGCUCUGUUGGGACAUUCUGCAGAACAGGCCAGCCUGUCUCAUGUCGUAGACCUCCUGUCCCUUAUUCUGCUGACAGCCAUCUGGGCCGUGUGUCCUCGAGACAGCCUGGCACUGCUGGGACAGUGGGUACAGCACAAGCUUUCCCAGUUGAUGUUCAGCCGUCCCUUCAGCAGGAAACUGGAGGCUGAGGCUGAUAAAGUCGGAUUGCAGCUGGCUGCAAAGGCGUGUGCAGAUGUUCGAGCAGGACCUGUAUUCUGGCAGCAAAUGGAAAUCAGAGACCAGCUGACAGGAGAGCCCGCCUUCCCUGAGUGGCUGUCCACACACCCAUCGCACAAGAACAGAUCCACUCAGCUGGACCGCCUCGUACCACAGGCUCUGGAGCUGAGGGAGAGCUGCGUCUGCCCUGCUCUACCUGCUACUGACCCUCGUGCUAUCUUCUCUAAGAGCGUCCGUGUGUUGCUGGAAACACAUGGGAGAAGAGGUCCAGAAGGAGCACCCAAGCCCCACCUGCCCCACAGCCCGGCCUCACUCCCCUCUGGACUGCCUGCAGCUCUGCUUGCUGAAAGUGCUCCUUCUCCGUCCCCAAAGGUGGAUCAAGAAAUUAAACACCAUGUCCCGUUUGCAACUGAAGAGUUGGGUAUAAUGUCUGUCCCUGCACCUGCUGAGGGUGAAGGAUCCCGGCCCGUGGUGCAGCACACCAGCUGACAGGGGUGUUAAAUCCUCAUAAACUUAGUUUUUUAGAGACUGGCUUUUUGGUUGAGUGAGUGAUUGUUAUAUUGGUCAGCUAGCAUAUUCAUCAGACUAUUUACCGCGGCUAAAAGUCUAUUUUUGUCAACUAUUAAAUUUCAGAGACCCUGGGCGCUCAGGUGGUAAAGGGAUUGAGUUUACACCUACCAUCAAAGACACCCAGGGGUAAGGCCUUUGCACACUGAGUCUGCUUUUUUUGUCUAAAAAUAAUUACAACCUCACAUUGAGUCAGUCACGUUUGCACACUGACUCUGAAACCUUCGUUCGUCAUUAAAAUUUUUGUAACAGGUUCGAUUUUAUGCAUUUUUCGCAUCAGUCAAUAGCCCAGAGAGAGUUGUUUCAGCAAAAAUCAGUGAAGAAAAUGUGGCUGCAGGACACAUCAGUGACAAGAAAGAGGAGCGCGCUGCAACAGUAUCCUUUCAUAACUCAGCUGGCUCACUUUUGACAGGUCAGAUAGUGAUAUUCAGGUGGAUGAUGAAGACGCGGAUGUGGCCGAGGACACACAGACAGAGAAAGCGAAAGUGUGGAGACAGAGAGGAGGACAGCUCAGUUCCUUCAUACAGCUGUGGUGCCAAAUGAUAUAUAACGAAAAGAAAGAAAAGAAAAAAAAAACGCACCAGACUCGUGUGCAAGGUUUCUAUG